CCAAGAUGGCCCAAUUCAAAACUAAGCACUAUGUGGUUUCCCUGUGCCUGGCUCUUUCCCUUUUCGUGGGAUCCCUGAAUGCAGAGUGCUGUACGGAUGGCGAGACAAAAUGCGACCCGGAUGAUUGCACCAAGUAUAGUGUGUGCUGCCAUGGCGAAUUUGUUUCCAAGUCUUGCAUUGACGGAGAGUAUUGGAACCCGGAGAUUGGAGAAUGCGACACUAACAAUGGAGAGUGCUAUCCGCCGAAUUGUGAGGAGGGGGAGAUCGAAGCCAAUCCAGAUGACUGCGCCGGGUAUCUGGAGUGCGUGAACGGUAUCGUGGUAGACCAGAGCUGUCCCGAUGGAUACUUCUUCAACGAGACUGAAUGCACUCGCGACACCUGUGGAGUUUGCGUUAAUUGCACUGAAGGAAGCACCAAACCAGAGCCUUCCGGUGACUGUACUAAGUACCUGCUUUGCUCCGGUGGAAAGUACGUAACUGUAUCCUGUGAUAGUGGCUAUUACUGGAACAACACCUGGGGAGAGUGCCUAGAGGACAAUGGCGAGUGCAACGGCAGUCCAUCUUGCACAGAAGGAGAGUUAGAGUGGAAUCCUUUGGACUGUGCUGGUUACCGGUUAUGCUCCAACGGCAGCUUGGUGAACAAGACGUGCCCCGAUGGUGCCUACUUUGACAACAACAUGCGUGCUUGUGUUCAGGAUACUAAUGGAACCUGCGUCAACUGUACCGAGGGAAGCAAACAGCCAGAGCCAUCCGGUGACUGUACCAAGUACCUGCUUUGCUCCGGUGGAAAGUACGUAACUGUAUCCUGUGAUAGUGGCUAUUACUGGAACAACACCUGGGGAGAGUGCCUAGAGGACAAUGGCGAGUGCAAUGGCAGUCCAUCUUGCACAGAAGGAGAGUUAGAGUGGAAUCCUUUGGACUGUGCUGGUUACCGGUUAUGCUCCAACGGCAGCUUGGUGAACAAGACGUGCCCUGAUGGUGCCUACUUUGACAACAACAGGCGUACUUGUGUUCCGGAUACUAAUGGAACCUGCGUCAACUGUACCGAGGGAAGCAAACAGCCAGAGCCAUCCGGUGACUGUACCAAGUACCAAAUUUGCGCGGGUGGAAAAUACGUUACCAUGUCCUGUUCUGCCGGCGAGUAUUGGAAUAAUAAAAGCAAGAUCUGCGAGACGGACAACGGAGAGUGCAAUGGCACCCCAUCAUGCACGGAGGGCGACAAGAAGGCAAAUCCGUCGGAUUGCGCCGGAUACUUGCAGUGUGUGAACGGCAACUAUGUUGCCAUGAAGUGCUCUGCUACUGAGUUCUUCAACACAACACUGAAUAAGUGUGUUGUCGACACAAAUAACGUUUGCAUCCCCAAGACCUGCGACCCUCAGUGCUGCGAUCUUCCCAACAAUUCGAUGUGGCCCGUGGAGAAGAACUGCUCGGCCUUCUUCCAGUGCGUCAACGGCAAGUACGUUCAGCAGAGGUGCCCCAACAAUCUGCAGUUCAACAACAUCACGAGUGAUUGUGACUACCCCGAGAACGUCGGCUGCGACGAUGGAACUGCGCCGCCCAGCGGUCCCAGCGCCGGUCCCUCUGGAACCUACUGUGAGAGUCAAGGGCGUUGUGUUGGCCAGCGCGACGGAACCAUGUUUGCUGGGGCCAACGCUUGCAGCUCUUCGUAUAUUGUCUGCCAGUGCGAGUGCGAGGUGGAUUUCAGCUGUUCAUCCGGACUCGUCUUCAAUGAGCAGAUCAAGACCUGCGAUUGGGCGUCCAAUGUAAAAUGCUGA
Drosophila kikkawai is the source of this 1775-nucleotide messenger RNA. Its product is annotated as chondroitin proteoglycan-2. NCBI's taxonomy places the organism in Eukaryota, Metazoa, Arthropoda, Insecta, Diptera, Drosophilidae. Gene Ontology annotation, cellular component: extracellular region. The record is from RefSeq and is a predicted model, not a curated record. Gene Ontology annotation, molecular function: protein binding; chitin binding.